UCUCCGUUUUGGUUGUUUACGUUCAACUUCUAGCAGACCGACCCGUGCACACUACACUGUGCCACAAGGGUCCGGUGGCCCUCUAUUCUCAUUCCACAGACGUCAAUCUAACUUCGCUCGUUCUAAAGCUAUACACGUCGUUGACGAUGAGUAACGUGGUACAGUACGUGUUGGUGCGAGGUGAUCUGACCAGGACCCUGAAAUGGCCGUCCGGCGCCGUCAUGGCCCAAGCAUGUCAUGCUUGCGUCGCCGUCAUGCAUACUUACUACUCGGAUCCAGACACACAAGCGUAUCUAAAGGACCUCGAUAACAUGCACAAAGUCAUCUUGGAGGUACCCGACGAACCCGCCCUGUUGAGCACUGCCGCCGCGCUCGGAGCAGACGGCGUGCAGCACGUUGUGUGGAAGGAACAGCCCGAGGACGUGGCCACGUGCGUGGCGCUCAAACCCUGCGUCAAAGGCACGGUGAGCAAGUACGUGAGGAAGUUCAAGUUGUACAGCGCGUGACACCGGCCAUAAAUAUAAUGAUGACCCCACGUGGCAUACGCGCCGAAUGGGUGAGUCUGUUUUCGGUGCGAGGGGUGUGGAGGGGUGUCCGCCCGUGGGGAUCAACGGCCACCGUCAAUUGACAUCAAUCAUUUAAUUGGCCGCUACGUGGAAUUCAAUAUAAUAAUAAUAUGUGCCUAAUAAAUAAACGACAAUAGUCACCUCAAACAUGUUCA
Molecule: messenger RNA, 721 nt
Organism: Acyrthosiphon pisum (pea aphid)
Lineage: Eukaryota; Metazoa; Arthropoda; Insecta; Hemiptera; Aphididae
Product: putative peptidyl-tRNA hydrolase PTRHD1
Exons: 3
Coding region: 147-506 (119 amino acids)
Molecular function (GO): peptidyl-tRNA hydrolase activity
Source: RefSeq, a predicted model, not a curated record